UCGAGUAAUCUAAAGUUGAAGUUCAUUGUGUUUGGAAGCCACGCCAAGCUUUGUCGCGGAAAAAGUGAAAAAAUUAGUGCGGAAUAUUGUUUAAAUCGGUCCUAUUUAAUAAUCAUUGAUUGAAAAUGAAGCGGGAAAACGACGAAAACCAGGAUAGUGAUCAGCACCAAGAUAAUAACGAUGAUGACGAUACAUCUGACAACAAGCCAGCAAUGAAGCGUUCGCGCAAAGAUGAAGAGGAAGUUCGUCUAUUGAUUCCUAGCAAGAUGGCUGGAGCUAUUAUUGGAAAAGGUGGACAUAACAUCCAAAAGCUGCGUUCAGAGUAUCAAGCCCAAGUGAAUGUAGGCGAUUGUACAGGCCCCGAACGUGUCAUCACCAUCGGCGGCGACAUGGAAACGAUUACCAAGGUGGUUAAGGACGUCAUGAAACAUCUGGAUAAGGCAGGAGAAAACGAAUACGAAUUGAGAAUUUUGGUUCACCAGAGCCUUGCAGGAUGCGUCAUCGGACGGGGUGGCACUAAAAUCAAAGAGUUGAAAGACCAAAUUGGCUGCAGGCUGAAAAUUUUCUCCAAUAUUGCUCCACAGAGCACGGACCGUAUUGCGCAAGUGAUUGGAAGCGAGGAACAAUGUCUGACAGCAUUGAACGAUAUCAUUGGGCUGAUCCAGGGAACACCGAUCAAGGGUCCAGUCCACAAUUACGAUCCUCACAAUUACGACGAUAUGUACGCCGAUGAGUAUGGUGGCUAUGGAAUUGGCGGCGGUGGUGGCGGCAACUUCCGUAACGGUCGAGGAGGUAAUGCUAGCGGUGGCGGUAACGACGGAGGCAGCGGUGGCGGCGGUGCGGGUGGUUUCGAUCGACGUGACCGUUUUGAUGAAAGAGGCCGCGGUGGUCGCGGAUAUGAUCGUGGAAAUGAUCGCAAUCGCGGCAUGAGAGAACGAGAAUUUAUCAAUCCUUGGGCACCAAACGUCAAUGGAAACCAAAUGGGAGGAAACAGUUUCGGAGGUGGUGCCGGUCUUGGAAUGGGUGGAUUGGGAGCAAUGAACCUUGGAGGUUCAGGAGGAAAUAUGGGUAAUAUGCCUAACAUGGGCAACAUGGGCAAUAUGGGUAACAUGGGAAAUGGAAGUAUGGGAAGUUUCGGAGGCAACAAUACCGCCAUGGACAACAAAACAUCCACCCAAGUAACAAUUCCAAAAGAUCUGGCAGGUGCAAUCAUUGGAAAAGGUGGUGGUCGGAUUCGUCGUAUUCGAAAUGAGUCUAAUGCUUUUAUUCAAAUCGAUGAAGCUCUGCCGGGAUCAACCGAUCGUAUCAUCACCAUCACCGGAUCACCGAAAGAAAUCCAGGCUGCUCAGUACAUGUUACAACAGAGCGUACGUGAGAAUCUGAGUGGAGGCGGCGGCGGCGGCGGCGGCGGUGGCAGCAGCGGCGGCGGCGGCGGCGGUGGAUUCAAUCGCAACUAAAUGCAUUUAAAUUGCUCUUCGCAUACUACAACCAUUUAGUCUGUAUAAGACACAUGUUAGGUAUAAGCACAUGCAUACAGUAGUGGAAAACAAAUUUGCAUCAACCUGCGAUUUUAAAUACCAAAAUGGCUUCCCGAAAUGACGGGUUGAUGUUAUGUACCGCAUAUGAAAGAUUCCAUGGUGAUGCAACUUAAUUGCUUGCUACUGUAUGUGACCAAGUAAAGCCACCGGCUCAAACACAAAUCCAAGAAAUAGUUGAGCUACUGAGUACGUGUAAAAUGUCAUACUAAGAUCAGUUUGUGACCCUUCUAACCGUAGCAAUAUCAAUCAAUCCAUUCUUCUAUAAUAGAUUUAUACAACUAAUUUGUUUGGAAUUCUAGAACGACAAAUAUUUUGUAUUAUUUUUUAUUAUUUUAUUUUUUAUAUUUACAUCUAUUUGGCAAGACCGAUUCUAUGUUUUUGGCAAUAUAAAGUUGAAUAUUUCUAAUAAAUUACAAAUAUCUAAAACUGUCUGUUUUGGGAUGGCCAGUCAUAUUUGUGAAUGAAUAUGUUACAUUUUUUAUUUGUAAUACAAAUGUCUUAGAAAAAAAUAUACUUAGUACGAGCAGGUUUGUCCAGUACAAAGUUAACAAAUCAUUUUGUAUCAAGCCCUAGCUACAUGAAACUUUUUAUGUACGUUAAAUAAGUACCAAAGGACAGGCAAGACAGGACAGGAAACAUUUCAAUAAAUAAUUGAGUGCGAUAUUCGAUAAGUUCAUUCACACGUAACUGACAGGUAUUAAGUGUAGCACUUUAAUGCGAUUGAAAAAAAUGUUACGGUAUUGAGAUGGGUUGAUUCUGUAAUUGAAAUUUAGGAUUUUAUGCCUUAAGUUCAACGAGAGAAUAAAUAAAACUAACACAACAUAUAAAA
Molecule: messenger RNA, 2367 nt
Organism: Ochlerotatus camptorhynchus
Lineage: Eukaryota; Metazoa; Arthropoda; Insecta; Diptera; Culicidae
Gene: HnRNP-K
Product: Heterogeneous nuclear ribonucleoprotein K
Exons: 10
Coding region: 126-1457 (443 amino acids)
Biological process (GO): regulation of transcription by RNA polymerase II; regulation of mRNA splicing, via spliceosome
Cellular component (GO): cytoplasm; nucleus
Molecular function (GO): mRNA binding
Source: RefSeq, a predicted model, not a curated record